UAGCAGACGACGGCGAUAUAUACGAAUAUCUUGCCUGAAGAGAAACUAUCUUGAAAUUGACAAGUUCGGCACGUGCUGCAUCUUCGGCGAUUUACGACGUCACGAAAAAACAUCUCAGUGUGUGUGUAUGUUUACAUAAACAGAUCCAGACGUGCGUCAUACAACGGUAUCGAUGAGUAACGAGACCGGUGACAAUUUGAAGUAUAAUACAUCGAAGCUGGAGUGAUUUGUGGGAGUCACGCCACGCGGUCGUCUGUUGUGCUAGCAUAUACGAAAAGCUGCGCGUGUGAACGUACGAUUACACGUACACGAGUACUUUAACCGCAUAGCUUUACUCUCUGUCUCUCUCUGGACCCUACAUUACCGUGCUAUUUUGGUAAUGAGCUGCUAUUUGUGGUGCAUCGCGGCCCAUGUGUAACUAUAUCGUACUCGCGAGCCUCGCGUUUCCACGUUUCAGUCCGACGACCAAGUUCGUGAUCGAUAGGGCGAGUUGAUUACGCACAACAACCAAGAUGCACAUCGUCAACAGUGCUCGACAGUAUUACAGACAGUUCAAGAAGACGCCAAACAAAUGGGGCGAACUUUUGUCCUAUGCCACGGAUCCGAGAAAACUCGCCGUCCCAGCAUUUUUGUUUUUACUCCUCGAAGUGGUACUCAACACCUACGUGAUCGAGACAGUGCCUUACACCGAAAUCGACUGGAAAGCUUAUAUGCAAGAGGUUGAAGGUGUACUCAAUGGAACUCUCGAUUACUCACAAUUGAAAGGCGAUACAGGACCAUUGGUUUAUCCAGCUGGAUUUGUUUACAUAUUUAUGGCCCUUUACUACGUGACUCUGCGUGGAACUUACAUCAAGCUUGCUCAGUACAUAUACUCAGUGUUCUACUAUGUACUUCUUGUUUUGGUAUUUGACAUUUACAGGCGAGCAAAGAAAGUACCACCUUACGUUUUGAUUCUAGUGUUUUUAACUUCUUAUAGAAUACACUCAAUAUUUGUUUUGAGACUUUUCAAUGAUCCAGUGGCUGUGAUUUUACUAUAUGGAGCUAUUGUUGCAUUUUUGAAUGAUAAAUGGUACUUAGGAAGUGUUUUGUACAGUUUAGCGGUAUCUGUGAAAAUGAAUAUACUCUUGUAUGCUCCAGCGUUGCUAGCUGCUUACAUCACAAACUUGGGAUGGAUAAACACAAUUUAUCAUUUGUUCAUAUGCGCAAAUAUACAACUUGUUUUAGGGUUGCCAUUUUUAAUAACUAAUCCUAUAGCAUACAUCAAAGGUGCUUUCAAUUUAGGCAGAAUAUUUGAAUUCAAGUGGACUGUUAAUUGGAGAUUUUUGUCUGAAGAUUUCUUUGUCAAUCCAUACUUUCACAUAACUUUACUCGCUUUACAUAUCAUCACGCUGAUAUAUUUUGCUCCAAAAUGGAUCAAGUAUUUAACUUCCUACAAAAAACUCAUGACUAUUCAAAAAGAUCUUAAGCCUCAGUUUAAUAGAAAGACUAGAGUUGACAUGAGUGUAGCAAGUACACUAUUUAUAUUACCAAUGUUUACGGCAAAUUUUCUUGGUAUACUUUUUAGCAGAUCUUUGCAUUACCAAUUUUAUGUUUGGUAUUAUCAUACAUUACCUUAUUUACUUUGGACUUGUGAUUUUAAGACUCACACCCGAUUGGUCAUUUUAGGACUUAUUGAAUUGUGUUGGAACACUUAUCCAAGUACUAUUUACAGCUCUUUGUGCUUACAUAUCUGUCACUUUAUCAUAUUGUAUGGAUUAGACAAAUACAUGACUAAAUCUUUGGAGCACCAUAAAUCGAAUUAA
This is a messenger RNA of Trichogramma pretiosum, 1802 nucleotides long. RefSeq names its product lethal(2)neighbour of Tid protein (gene Alg3). Gene Ontology annotation, cellular component: endoplasmic reticulum. The coding region runs from base 513 to 1802 and encodes 429 amino acids. The transcript has a single exon. NCBI's taxonomy places the organism in Eukaryota, Metazoa, Arthropoda, Insecta, Hymenoptera, Trichogrammatidae. The record is from RefSeq and is a predicted model, not a curated record. Gene Ontology annotation, molecular function: dol-P-Man:Man(5)GlcNAc(2)-PP-Dol alpha-1,3-mannosyltransferase activity.